AGUAUCGAGUGCUCUCAUUGGCUGCUCUGUCAGCCAAUAAAGGAACCUCUUAUACGCAUGUGUUCGUGACUCCAUGUGAGCAGUGCUUCCCUGCUAGCUGGCUAGCUACAGAAUUCAUCAUGCUUCGUCGAGAGGUGAGACAGAGACGGGAGUACCUGUACAGGAAGGCACAGGAGGACAGGCUCCGAACAAUUGAGGAGAAGAAGCAGAAGCUGAAAGGGGCACUCGAUGAAAACCAGCUUCUUCCAACUGAGGUACGCAAAGACGCUCUGCAGCUACAGAAACUACUGGAGUAUGAUGAUGAAGGAGCGGAAGGUAUCAGCUCACACAUGGAUGAUGAGUAUAAAUGGGCUGGAGUUGAAGAUCCAAAAGUCAUGGUCACCACAUCCAGAGACCCCAGCUCCAGACUAAAAAUGUUCUCCAAGGAAGUAAAGCUGAUGUUCCCUGGAGCCCAGCGCAUGAACAGAGGAAACCAUGAGAUCGCUGCACUUGUGCGAGCCUGCAAAGCCAACAACGUUACAGACCUCGUCAUUGUGCACGAAACAAGAGGACAGCCAGAUGGCCUGGUGGUGUGCCACUUGCCAUUUGGACCUACAGCUUAUUUCACACUUUACAACGUGGUAAUGAGGCACGAUGUUCCUGACAUAGGCACCAUGUCAGAGGCCUACCCCCACCUAAUUUUUCACAACUUUACCUCGCGACUCGGCAAGAGGGUAUCGAAUAUCCUCAAGUAUCUUUUUCCAGUGCCGAAGGAGGACAGUAGGCGUGUAAUCACAUUCGCCAACCAAGAGGACUUCAUCACAUUCAGACAUCACACUUACAAGAAAACAGACCACAAGAACGUGGAGCUGACAGAAGUAGGACCCAGGUUUGAAAUGAAAUUGUACAUGAUCAAACUCGGCACCUUGGAGAAUGAGAGCACUGCAGAUGUGGAGUGGCGUCACCAUGCAUAUACACACACGGCUAAGAAAAGGAGGUUCCUCAGUGUGCAAUAGAAACUGAUAAAGGAAUAAUAAAAAUAAAAAUGUGUGUCAAAAACUGUU
Larimichthys crocea (large yellow croaker) is the source of this 1043-nucleotide messenger RNA. It is a transcript of the gene imp4, whose product is annotated as IMP U3 small nucleolar ribonucleoprotein 4. Gene Ontology annotation, molecular function: rRNA primary transcript binding; snoRNA binding. Lineage: Eukaryota; Metazoa; Chordata; Actinopteri; Sciaenidae. The record is from RefSeq and is a predicted model, not a curated record. Bases 120 to 995 code for a protein of 291 amino acids. Gene Ontology annotation, cellular component: nucleolus; small-subunit processome; Mpp10 complex. The transcript has 9 exons. Gene Ontology annotation, biological process: rRNA processing.